UCCAUGAUCUUUGCCCUGUAUUGUAUCUACGUGUAGAUGAGGUGAUUGUCAAAAAUACGUACUGACUUCAAGACAUAGUGUGAACUGAAGUUGUCUUUAUUAGAAAUCUCAGCCGUGCCUCCAGUUUCGAGAUGAAUCUCAAUUCACAAGUUCCACUACCACCACCACCAUCACUGCCCCCAGAUAGAAUGAGACUUCUAAUAACUUGAAAGACAAGUCUAUAAAUAUCUUGUAAUCGUUUUCACUGUAUCACUUUUUCCUGGCUACUUUUAUCCGAUAAAAAUCUCAAUUUAUUUUUAAGCUAUUAAACAUGCGGACAAACGGAAUCUUAGUUUUAUGCAAAAACGCAACCAUGCAUGAGAACUGCGCAAGUCUUUCUUGGAAUGGUCUGUAUUUAGGUGAAGUCAUCAGACGUCAUUACACUUAUUUUGGGGUUGCCAACUCGUUUCCCAGGAUUUAAAGAUUAUAACGAUGAUAAAAGUCAGUUUCGCACCCUGUCAAAGUCUUGGCCCAUUGCCUUUUCCUUCCCGGCAAUACUCGGUUCAAUUAGGUCUUGUCCCCUCAUUAUCUGUGAGGACUGAAUUCCACCCCCUCUUUUCAACGCAGGCUCUUUGCUCGGGGAAAGUCAAACCAUCCCUCAAAGGAUCAAAGAGCUCAGCCAUAGACAGAGCCGCCGGAGGAAAGCGGAGUCGCUGCGUCAGAUGAAAGGGGCCCCUCAGCCUCACUCCUCACCGCAGCUCCUGGGAUCUUAAAGACAGGGUCUGGUGGAUCAGGAGGGACAAGAGGGAUGGAGGCGAAAGGCUGGAUCCUUAAUCCAGGCCGGAGACAAAGUGACUUAAGCAACGGAGCGCGGUGAAGCCCAUUUUUCUCCUUCCUCGCAGCCGCGCCGGGGAGCUCGCGGCGCGCGGCCCCUGCCCUCCGGCCCGAGAUGAAUCCUGCGGCAGAAGCCGAGUUCAACAUCCUCCUGGCCACCGACUCCUACAAGGUUACUCACUAUAAACAAUAUCCACCCAACACAAGCAAAGUUUAUUCCUACUUUGAAUGCCGUGAAAAGAAGACAGAAAACUCCAAAUUAAGGAAGGUGAAAUAUGAGGAAACAGUAUUUUAUGGGUUGCAGUACAUUCUUAAUAAGUACUUAAAAGGUAAAGUAGUAACCAAAGAGAAAAUCCAGGAAGCCAAAGAGGUCUACAAAGAACAUUUCCAAGAUGAUGUCUUUAAUGAAAAGGGAUGGAACUACAUUCUUGAGAAAUAUGAUGGGCAUCUUCCAAUAGAAGUAAAAGCUGUUCCUGAGGGCUUUGUCAUUCCCAGAGGAAAUGUUCUCUUCACGGUGGAAAACACAGAUCCAGAGUGUUACUGGCUUACAAAUUGGAUUGAGACUAUUCUUGUUCAGUCCUGGUAUCCAAUCACAGUGGCCACAAAUUCUAGAGAGCAGAAGAAAAUAUUGGCCAAAUAUUUGUUAGAAACUUCUGGUAACUUAGAUGGUCUGGAAUACAAGUUACAUGAUUUUGGCUACAGAGGAGUCUCUUCCCAAGAGACUGCUGGCAUAGGAGCAUCUGCUCAUUUGGUUAACUUCAAAGGAACAGAUACAGUAGCAGGAAUUGCUCUAAUUAAAAAAUAUUAUGGAACGAAAGAUCCUGUUCCAGGCUAUUCUGUUCCAGCAGCAGAACACAGUACCAUAACAGCUUGGGGGAAAGACCAUGAAAAAGAUGCUUUUGAACACAUUGUAACACAGUUUUCAUCAGUGCCUGUAUCUGUGGUCAGCGAUAGCUAUGACAUUUAUAAUGCGUGUGAGAAAAUAUGGGGUGAAGAUCUAAGACAUUUAAUAGUAUCGAGAAGUACAGAGGCACCACUAAUAAUCAGACCUGAUUCUGGAAACCCUCUUGACACUGUGUUAAAGGUUUUGGAGAUUUUAGGUAAGAAGUUUCCUGUUACUGAGAACUCAAAGGGUUACAAGUUGCUGCCACCUUAUCUUAGAGUUAUUCAAGGGGAUGGAGUAGAUAUUAAUACCUUACAAGAGAUUGUAGAAGGCAUGAAACAAAAAAAGUGGAGUAUUGAAAAUAUUGCCUUCGGUUCUGGUGGAGCUUUGCUACAGAAGUUAACAAGAGAUCUCUUGAAUUGUUCCUUCAAGUGUAGUUAUGUUGUAACUAAUGGCCUUGGGAUUAACGUGUUCAAGGACCCAGUUGCUGAUCCCAACAAAAGGUCCAAAAAGGGCCGAUUAUCUUUACAUAGGACGCCAGCAGGGAAUUUUGUUACACUGGAGGAAGGAAAAGGAGACCUUGAGGAAUAUGGUCAUGAUCUUCUCCAUACUGUCUUCAAGAAUGGCAAGGUGACAAAAAGCUAUUCAUUUGAUGAAAUAAGAAAAAAUGCACAGCUGAAUAUUGAACUGGAAGCAGCACCUCAUUAGGCUUUAUGACUGGGUGUGUGUUGUGUGUGUGUGUAUGUGCAUGCACACACACACCUGUGUGUAUGUAAUACAUAAUGUUUAUUGUACAGAUGUGUGGGGUUUGUGUUUUAUGAUACAUUGCAGCCAAAUUAUUUGUUGGUUUAUGGACAUACUGCCCUUUCAUUUUUUUUCUUUUCCAGUGUUUAGGUGAUCUCAAAUUAGGAAAUGCACUUAACCAUGUAAAAGAUUAGUGCUAAAGUAAGCUUUUUAGGGCCCUUUGCCAAUAGGUAGUCAUUCAAUCUGAUAUUGAUCUUUUCACAAAUAACAGAACUGAGAAACUUUUAUAUAUAACUGAUGAUCACAUAAAACAGAUUUGCAUAAAAUUACCAUGAUUGCUUUAUGUUUAUAUUUAACUUGUAUUUUUGUACAAACAAGAUUGUGUAAGAUAUAUUUAAAGUUUCAGUGAUUUGUCUUUCCAACUUUUCAUGAUUUUUAUGAGCACAGACUUUCAAGAAAAUACUUGAAAAUAAAUUACAUUGCCUUUUGUCCAUUAAUCAGCAAAUAAAACAUGGCCUUAACAAAGUUGUUUGUGUUAUUGUACAAUUUGAAAAUUAUGUCAGGACAUACCCUAUAGAAUUACUAACCUCGCUGCCCCUUGUACAAUAUAUAUUAAUCAUUCUACAUUAAAGAAAAUAAUGGUUCUUACUGGAAUGUCUAGGCACUGUACAGUUAUUAUAUAUCUUGGUUGUUGUAUUGUACCAGUGAAAUGCCAAAUUUGAAAGGCCUGUACUGCAAUUUUAUAUGUCAGAGAUUGCCUGUGGCUCUAAUAUGCACCUCAAGAUUUUAAGGAGAUAAUGUUUUUAGAGAGAAUUUCUGCUUCCACUAUAGAAUAUAUACAGAAAUGUAAAAUACUUAAAAAAGUGGAAGUAGUGUAUUUUAAAGUAAUUACACUUCUGAAUUUAUUUUUCAUAUUCUAUAGUUGGUAUGACUUAAAUGAAUUACUGGAGUGGGUAGUGAGUGUACUUAUCUUAAAUGUUUCAAUUCUGUUAUAUUUUUUAUUAAGUUUUUUAAAAAUUAAAUUGGAUAUUAAAUUGUAUGGACAUCAUUUAUUAAUUUUAAACUGAAUGCCCUCAAUAAGUAAUACUGAAGCACAUUCUUAAAUGAAGAUAAAUUAUCUCCAAUGAAAAGCAUGACAUGUGUUUCAAUAGAAGAAUCUUAAGUUGGCUAAAUUCAAAGUGCUUGACAGCAAAAUGUUCUAGAGUGAUUAGCUACUAGAUUCUGAAUCAGACAUCACAUCUGACUAGAGACCAGUUUCUUUCGAAUGAUUCUUUUAUAUAUGUAGAUCUGUUCUUCUGAGGCAGCGGUUGGCCAACUAUGGCCCAAAGGCCAAAUUUGGACUCCUUUUUAUAAAUGCAGAUUGUCUAUGGAUGCUUUCCCACUACUCCAGCCGAAGGUAAACAGCUGCAAUAGAAGCCAAAUGAGAAUCACAAAGCCCAAAAUGUUUAUUAACCUGCCCUUUACACAAAAUCACACAAAAAGUUUCCUGAUCUCUGUUCUAAGAAAAGGAGUGUGCCUUGCAUUUAAAGGGAAAUGUUGGUUUCUAGGGAAGGGAGGAGGCUAAAUAAUUGAUAAGGAAUUUUCCUCUUUUGUCUUCUUUUUUCUCACUUAAGAAUCUGAUACUGGAAGACUGAUUUAGAAAAGUUUUUAACAUGACAUUAAAUGUGAAAUUUUAAAAAUUGAAAAGCCAUAAAUCUGUUUUAAAUAGUUACAUGAGAAAAUGUUUUAUCACUGGAAUAACCUAAUUAGAAGUGAGUUAUCUUCAUUAAAUGUUUUUUGUAAGUGGUAUUAGAAAGAAUAUGUUUUUCAGAUGAUUCUUUAAACAUUUAGUGAGAAUAAUAAGCAUUGUUCACUUUUAGUAAGAGUCUUCUGUAAUCCAUGGUAUAAAAUAAUUUUAAAAUGAUUUUUUAAUGUAUUUGAGUAAAGAGUAGUAUUAAGAAAAACACAUUUCUUCACAAAAUGUGCUAAGGGGCGUGUAAAGAAUCAAACUAUUACCAAUAAUAGUUUUGAUAAUCACCUGUAAUUUUGUGUUUAAACAUUGAAAUUAUAUACUACAGACAGUAUUCUCUGUGUUCUGUGAAUUUCAGCAGCUUCAGAAUAGAGUUUAAUUUAGAAACUUGCAGUUGAAGAAAGCUAUCCAUUUGUUCACAACCAUAAAUCAGGAGAUGGAGAUUAAUUCUAUUGGCUGUUAGUCACUUGGAACUGAUUAAUUCUGACUUUCUGUCACUAAGCACUUGGUAUUUGGCCAUCUCCAUUCUGAGAACCAAACGGUUAACACGAAUGUCCACUAGAACUCUGCUGUGCGUCACCCUUAAAUCAGUCUAACUCUUCCAGACAAAAGCAAAUGGCAUUUAUGGAUUUAAGUCAUUAGAUUUUCAAUUGACAAUAAUUAAUCCCUCUUGAUUGAUUAUAUCAAGUAUUUAUAUUUUAAAUAGGAGGUAGGAUUUCUGUGUUAAGACUCUUAUUUGUACCCUAUAAUUAAAGUAAAAUGGUUUUUAUGAGCAUCCCUUGUUUUCCCUUCUUAAAUUGUUUAUCAAUUUUUAUAAUGAAAUCUAUCUUGGAAAAUUAGAAAGAAAAAUGGCAAGGUAUUUGUUGUUCUGUUUGCCAUAAUUUAGAACUCACACUUAAGUAUUUUUGUAGUUUUACAUUCCUUUUUAAUCCAUUCAGUGGAGAAUGUCAGCUUUUCUCCCAAGUUGUAUGUUAAGUCUAUUCUAAUAUGUACUCAACAUCAACUUAUAAACAUGUAAUAAACAUGGAAAUAAAGUUUAGCUCUAUUA
Nomascus leucogenys (northern white-cheeked gibbon) is the source of this 5217-nucleotide messenger RNA. It is a transcript of the gene NAMPT, whose product is annotated as nicotinamide phosphoribosyltransferase. Gene Ontology annotation, molecular function: nicotinamide phosphoribosyltransferase activity. The record is from RefSeq and is a predicted model, not a curated record. Gene Ontology annotation, biological process: NAD+ biosynthetic process. NCBI's taxonomy places the organism in Eukaryota, Metazoa, Chordata, Mammalia, Primates, Hylobatidae.